GGCGGUGCGAGCGGCGAGGCGCGCACACCCACGCGCGGAGCUCCAGGGCGGCGGACGAACGCGGACCGACGGCCGGGAUGCUGCGUGUGCGGUGUCUGCGAGGCGGGAGCCGCGGCGCUGAGGCCCUGCACUAUCUCGGGUCUCGGCUUGGAAGAACCCUGACAGGGUGGGUGCAGCGAACUUUCCAGAGCACCCAGGCAGCCCCAGCUUCCUCCCGGAAAUCCUGUGCGGCUGAUGACAAGGCCACUGAACCUCUGCCCAAGGACUGCCCGGUCUCCUCCUACAACGAGUGGGACCCUUUGGAGGAAGUGAUCGUGGGCAGAGCGGAAAACGCCUGUGUGCCACCAUUCACGGUGGAGGUGAAGGCCAACACAUAUGAAAAGUACUGGCCGUUUUACCAAAAGUACGGAGGCCAAUAUUUUCCCAAAGAUCACUUGGAAAAGGCUGUUGCUGAAAUUGAAGAAAUGUGCAAUAUUUUAAAGAUGGAAGGAGUGAUAGUGAGGAGACCCGACCCCAUUGACUGGUCAUUUAAGUAUAAAACUCCUGAUUUUGAGUCUACGGGUUUGUACAGCGCGAUGCCUCGGGACAUCUUGAUUGUUGUGGGAAACGAGAUCAUCGAGGCCCCCAUGGCGUGGCGCUCACGGUUCUUUGAGUACAGAGCAUACCGCUCGCUUAUCAAAGACUACUUCCACCGUGGGGCCAAAUGGACCACUGCUCCCAAGCCCAUGAUGGUGGAUGAGCUCUAUGACAAGGGUUAUCCCAUCCACAGUGUGGAAGACAGACACAAACUGGCUGCUCAAGGAAAGUUCGUGACCACUGAGUUUGAGCCCUGCUUUGAUGCUGCUGACUUCAUUCGAGCCGGAAGAGAUAUUUUUGCACAGAGAAGCCAGGUGACAAAUUACCUGGGCAUUGAAUGGAUGCGUAGGCACCUCGCUCCAGACUACAGAGUACAUAUCAUUUCCUUUAAAGAUCCCAACCCAAUGCACAUUGAUGCCACCUUCAACAUCAUUGGGCCUGGUCUUGUGCUUUCCAACCCUGACCGACCAUGUCACCAGAUUGAUCUUUUCAAGAAAGCUGGAUGGACCAUAGUUAAUCCUCCAACCCCGACUAUCCCAGAUGAUCACCCACUCUGGAUGUCGUCCAAAUGGCUUUCCAUGAAUGUCCUCAUGUUGGAUGAGAAACGCGUCAUGGUGGACGCCAAUGAAGUCCCGACCCAAAAGAUGUUCGAGAAGCUGGGUAUCAGCACCAUUAAGGUCAGCAUCCGUCAUGCCAAUUCCCUGGGAGGAGGCUUCCACUGCUGGACCUGCGACAUCCGCCGCCGGGGCUCCCUUCAGUCCUACUUUGACUGACAGGCCUCGCAGGCUGGGGGCAUGGCCUGGAUACCCCAGGAGGCUUGGGGCUAGGUUCCUUCUCCUGCUUUACCAAGCGCACGACCCAUACAUAGUGCUUUAAACAAUCAUAUCCUUAACAGGGGUCUCAAUUCUGGUUUACUUUUAUUACUUUUCUUUGAUAUAAGGAAAAUAACUUCUGCUAAGUAUUACUUUGUUCUCUUAAAGUUACUUACUCUUUGGCUUCCAGUGUAAAAACUUGGUGAAUGUAUACCAAGAUAAAAAUUAGUCACCUAAAUAACUUGACCACUAAUAUUUAACCAUCUACCUCUGUUUUUACUUUUCUUUCCAUAAGGCAGCUUGAAAUAUUGGUUCUGAUCUUCAUUUUUUUUCCUUUUUAGUAGGCUUGUGAAUGUUUGUACCAUUUUUUUUUCUAAAUGAGAGAAAGACAGAAUUUACACAGAUCCUAAGUAGAACCACAUAAUUCUCUCUUUUUCCAAUAAAGAAGUUGAGUAGUUUUUUUUUUUUUUAAAAAGCUAGAUGAUGCAAACAUUGACAUGAAUUUUUCAUGAAUGUUUUAAAUGUUUUCUUCUCAACACUGGUGAAAUGUGCUACUAAAAACCAUGUCAUACAACUUACCUCAUUUCAAGAGAACUAUUUUAAUCUGUUCCUCUCUUCCCAAAAAUUUACAGAAAUGUUUAGUAUGAUCAGAUAUAACUAUCAGUUCCCAUUGCUAAAUUUUGAUGUUCAAUAUCUAAUAGAUACAUUGCAUCUUUGGUAAUCUCAGAUUUGUUUACAAAUGUGCAAAUUAUUUAAAGCGUAGACUUUAAACGCAUUUGAAAAAACUAAUAGAGGAAAUAUGUGAUGUGAAAUAAUUUUAAUGUUGGUUAUUGUAAGUGUAUUUUUAUUCUAAUAAAUAUUUGUGUUCCAGAUUGUAUUUUA
Heterocephalus glaber (naked mole-rat) is the source of this 2270-nucleotide messenger RNA. It is a transcript of the gene Gatm, whose product is annotated as glycine amidinotransferase. Gene Ontology annotation, cellular component: mitochondrial intermembrane space. Gene Ontology annotation, biological process: creatine biosynthetic process. NCBI's taxonomy places the organism in Eukaryota, Metazoa, Chordata, Mammalia, Rodentia, Bathyergidae. Gene Ontology annotation, molecular function: glycine amidinotransferase activity. The record is from RefSeq and is a predicted model, not a curated record.